This is a messenger RNA of Salvia miltiorrhiza (redroot sage), 703 nucleotides long. RefSeq lists its product as uncharacterized. The transcript is spliced from 6 exons. The record is from RefSeq and is a predicted model, not a curated record. NCBI's taxonomy places the organism in Eukaryota, Viridiplantae, Streptophyta, Magnoliopsida, Lamiales, Lamiaceae. The coding region runs from base 209 to 703 and encodes 164 amino acids.
UUACAUAUUCAUGCCAUAUUUUAUUAAAAUAUAAAUUAUACUACUUGCAGAUAUUCCCGGUGAGGUCAAGAACGACACAAUUACAAUAGAAUGGGUGGACUUCAAAAGUGGAAAAGCCAGCAAAUGUGACGUCACAUUGGAAGAUGCAGAUGGAACACAAGUAACUUGUGUGUUGUGGGAGUCUUUUGCUGAUGAACUAAAGUCUUUUAUGGAGUCCAAGAAAAAUGAAGACAAAGAGCCCGUUCUCGUGGCUUUGCAAUUUGCGAAGAUAUCAACUUUAAAAGGGAAAACCUUGAUUUCCACAAUGAAGCAUGCAACUCGGUUCUUUAUCAGUCCGGAAAUCCAACAGGUCAAAGAGUUUAUUCUUAGGCGUGGCACUGGAAAUCUAUUGAGUUGUUCUAUAACAAACAUUUCGAGUGGUGGUGGAGAAUUAAAAAGUGAGGAUGGGUUGAAUUGUUCUCUCGCGAGAACCAUUAAGCAGAUGGUUAACUCGGAUGAGGUUGGUACCUAUAUAUGCAAGGGGACUAUUAGAGACAUUCAUCCUACGGAAUCAUGGUUCUAUGAAGCAUGCGGGAAUGAUAGGUGUUAUAAAGGUAUUGCAAAAGGAAGUAAAGUCGGAGACCAAUGCAAAAAGUGCAAGCGUCCGAUCGGGUCAAUCCAUAUAAGGUUAUUUACAUAUUCACCAUUAUUUUUUUAUAUUUGA